Messenger RNA from Dioscorea cayenensis subsp. rotundata (Guinea yam), 3744 nucleotides. RefSeq lists its product as uncharacterized. The transcript is spliced from 4 exons. The coding region runs from base 1 to 3744 and encodes 1247 amino acids. NCBI's taxonomy places the organism in Eukaryota, Viridiplantae, Streptophyta, Magnoliopsida, Dioscoreales, Dioscoreaceae. The record is from RefSeq and is a predicted model, not a curated record.
AUGAAGAAAAUUAAGCCUCUUAUUUUCUGUUUGGUGGAAACCCGUGCAGACAAUGGUAGGCUAGAUAAAUUUUGUUGUAAGUUGAGUAACCAUUGGGCUUGGGCAGCCAUCGUAGCCGAUGGCUAUUCAGGUGGUAUCCUCGUCUUCUGGCAAAAACAUUUGGGUAAAGUUACACCCCUGGUCAAGUCAAGGUAUGUCUUACAUUUAGUUAUUACUAAUAGCAAGAAUGAGUCUUGGGUCCUUUCUACGGUUUACAAUUCUUCGCAUAUUCGGGUUCAAUCUUCUGUUUGGCUUGAACUUUCUGGUAUUGCCUCUACUAACCUCCCUGCGAUUAUCAUUGGGGACUUUAAUGUUGUAGCUUCUUUGAAUGAGUUUCAGGGGGGUGCUUAUAAUUACUAUCGCCGCAAGGCUCGCUUAUUCUCUGACUUCAUUUUCUGUAAUAACCUGCUCGAAGCUAGAUACUCUGGGUCCAGUUUCACUUGGUGCAACAACCAAAGUGGUACUGCACGUAAGUGGGCAAGCUGCCAUGAUGCUGUCAGAGAAGCCUGGAAUUUUAAACCCCAUUCUAAUCCUAUGCAUGCAUUUUCUCAUUUAAUUUCUCGAGCCAGAUCUAAUCUCAUUUCUUGGAAGAACAGGGGAUUGUGCUCAAUUGUUUCUAAUAUUAGUAGGCUUGAGAUGGAUAUCUUAGAUGCUGAAUCCAUGGAUGCUGUGUACGGUAAUGAUUAUAAUGCUGUUGAAUUGCUUUAUCCUCUCUAUAAUAAACUUGCUGCUCUUCAACGGCAAAACUCUAUCAAGUGGGCUCAGCGGGCCAGGCUUAUGUGGGUUCUUUGUGGAGAUCAAAACACCAGCUUGUUUCACAACUCAAUUCGCUCUCGCAAUCAUCAAAACUCUAUUCCUUUUAUCACUGAUUCCAAUGGUAUCGGUUUACUGAAUUCCAAAGAUAUUGAGAAUGCUUUCUGUGAUUUCUAUACUAACCUUUGGUCAGAUCAGUCCGCUCUUUCUGUGGAGGAAGUUUAUCUGGCGCUUCCCAAUGACCUUCCUACGAUCUCUGCCGGGGAAGCCCUGGCCCUGACGGUUUCAAUACUGAAUUUUUCUGUUUCUUCUGGAAUGAAAUCGGUGAUUUCUCUUUUUGAUGCUGUUUCCCAUUUUUUUAAUAAUUCUGUCUUGCCUAAUUCUUGGGGUCGCACCUAUAUCACCUUAGUGCCUAAAAAACCCAAUCCAAAUACUGUUGUUGAUUUCCGGCCCAUUUCCUUAUGCAAUGUGUGUUAUAAAAUUAUCUCUAAACUCUUAACCAAUCGUCUUAAGGAUGUUUUGCCGAAGGUCAUCGGCCGUGAACAAUGUGGGUUUGUUUCUAAUCGCAGCCCUUUUGAUAACAUCAUUGCCCUUCAAGAGGUGGUGCAUUCUAUGGAUAGAGAUACUAAAAACCCCCCUAGGAUGUUAGUUAAGUUGGACAUUGAAAAGGCCUAUGAUACUUUGAGUUGGAAUGCAACUCUUGCCACUCUUCUCCGAAUGAACUUUCCUAGUAAAUGGAUUUCUUGUGUUCAAGCCUGUAUUAGCUCUGCCUCUUUUUCUCUUCUUAUCAACAAACAACCAUCUUCCUGGUUUAAAUCCACUAGAGGCCUCCGACAAGGGGAUCCUUUAUCCUCUUAUCUUUUUAUUAUUGUAGCUCAAAAUCUGACCAAUCUUCUGAAUUUUGCUAAAAGACUUUCCAUGAUUCCGGGCUUUAAUCCUGAUCUUAACUACAACUUUAACCAUCUCAUGUAUGCGGACGACUUAAUUCUUAUCACUCAUGCCUCUAGGAAAACUGCUCGUAAUAUUAAUCUGUGUCUUUCAAUGUAUGAGCGGAUUACUGGUCAAAAAGCUAAUAAGUCUAAGUCUGAACUUUUUUUCCCCUCUCGGUUCAAUUGCCAUCUCAAAAAAAGCAUUUGCAAUAUUCUGCAUUUUAACUCUGGCUCCUUUCCUUUUAAAUAUCUAGGGAUUUUCGUCUCUCCUAAACGCCUUGCUCUAUCUAAUUUUUCCCAUAUGUUAGACAAAACUGAGCGAGCUCUAUCUUUUUGGAAGCUCUCUAACAUUUCCAAGGCUGGAAAAUCUGUCCUCAUUAAUUCUGUAAUAAUGUCCAUCCCUAUGUACUAUUUGUCAGUUUACCCUGUCCCUGACUCGUUCUUGGACAGAAUUGCUAAAGCUGCUAGAUUGUUCUUCUGGUCUAAGAGUGGCAAUAGAAAGGGCAUGAACUCAGUUAGUUGGAUAGAUAUUACUUCGCAUUAUACUGAGGGGGGUCUCUCUAUCCGUAAUUUGCGUGCUGCGAAGAUUUCUCUUAUGGCUAAAAAUGUUCUAGGUUAUUUAAAUCACCGGGAUGCUAUUUGGGUUGAUAUUCUUCAUCACAAAUAUGGUCAAGUGAAUUUUUGGACUGAUUCUAUCCCUGCCAAUUGCUCUUGGUUUUUUAGAGGUCUUUGGUAUAAUGCUAAUAUUAUUAAACCUCAUCUCUGGAUGCAUCAUUUUGACGUUAAUCGUACUGAUUUCAUGUUAGAUCCCUGGUACUUUGAUAUUCCUUUGGCCUUCAAACCCACCUACAUCAACAUGAACUAUGAUCAGGACUCUUUGAGCAUGACUAAUCUUUUUUUGGAUAAUGCUUGGAAUUUCAACUUUCUUUUGGAAGUGUUUGGUGACAACCUGAAUUUUGAGUAUCUGAUAAAUGACAAAGCUAUCAACUGUUACAACAAUGUGAAUAGAUGGGUGUGGUUUCCAAAAUCUGGGAAACACUUGCUCACCUCAAUGGUAUACGCAUUCUUCAAUAACUCUGCAGGUAAUCUUAAUCCCUGGAAUGGCUGGGGUAAUAUUUGGCACCUCAAUAUAGCCCCAAGAACUAAGCAUUUCAUCUGGCUACUCUUGCACAAUGGCGUCAAAAUGUAUGAAUAUUUAUAUCGGUUGAACCUCGGUCCUCAAACUUUAUGUAAACUGUGUAACCUUGAUGUUGAAAACUCGGAUCACCUCUUCAAUACCUGUCCCAAGGCUCAAUUGGUCUGGAAUCUGGUUAGCAAUUUUAUCGGUAAACAUAUCUGCUUCCCUGAGGGAUUCUCCUCUGGGAAUUGGAUCCUUCCUGCUAAUUCUGGUUACACGAAGUUCGAUCAAUCAGUGAUUGCGGUUGUCUCUUGGUUUAUCUGGAAAUCAAGGUGCAACCUGAUAUUUCGGAACGAAACCCCGGACCUCAACUCUAUUCCUAUCAGAGCAAUUAGUCAUGUCAGGGAGUACUCGCUGUCCUCAUCUACUCAGCUUGGAAAACAAUUGAUUUUUACCAAUUUUACCCUCACUGAUAAUCCUUUUCUCUUUGUUUCUUCAGUUGGAAGCAGUGAGAAGGGGGUCUUUGGUGCAGGUUGCUGCUGCAACUCUGCUGAGUCUGUUCUGGAAGCUGAAGCCUUGUCUCUACUUUCUGCCCUGGGAAGCAUGUUCGCCUCAAACUCUCAGAUCAACACAAUCCUUAUCGCCAGUGUAGAGCUUCUCAGCAUUAUCAAAUCCGGGGAUUCUCAAUACGGUUGGAGAUUCUCUCCUCUAAUCGCGAGCAUUACUGACUUUCUGCUGUGCUUAGGUCUUCCUCAACUUCACCUUGUUCCUAAAGACUGGCUUUCUAUUGCCAACAGCCUUGCUCUUCAUGGAGUUAACUCUCAUGCCUUUACCUUAUAUCACCAGGGAAGGGACCUUCCUUACUGGUUAAUGAAGCAAUUCAUCAGAUCUGGCUUCUCUUUGUAG